Pan troglodytes (chimpanzee) is the source of this 2167-nucleotide messenger RNA. It is a transcript of the gene DEDD2, whose product is annotated as death effector domain containing 2. The record is from RefSeq and is a predicted model, not a curated record. Gene Ontology annotation, biological process: extrinsic apoptotic signaling pathway via death domain receptors; regulation of apoptotic process; apoptotic process. Lineage: Eukaryota; Metazoa; Chordata; Mammalia; Primates; Hominidae. Gene Ontology annotation, molecular function: protein binding; DNA binding. Gene Ontology annotation, cellular component: nucleolus. The coding region runs from base 347 to 1327 and encodes 326 amino acids. The transcript is spliced from 5 exons.
GGUGGCGGGUAGACAGGACCACCUGGGCUCUGGGGAGCGGGCGGGGCCGCCCUUGCAGGGCGAGGGGGUCGGGUUCGGACGGUACCACCUGUGUGGAGCAAAGGGGCUGCCUGGGUCGCUCCUCUGUGUAGGGGGCAGAGGGUCACUUUCGGGAGGUACCACUUGCGUACAGCCGGGGGACUCAUCAGACGGUACCACUGGACGGAGAAAAGGGGCUGGUCUGGGCAGUCCUACCCAGAGUCAGGGGCAGUCAGCAGGGAGCCCCGGGGUGGGCCCCGAGGCUUGUUUGGGCCGCAUCGUUUGGUCAGGCCGGGUUCUGAGCUUGUUCCACCUCCCUCCCCCGGGAAUGGCGCUAUCCGGGUCGACCCCGGCCCCGUGCUGGGAGGAGGAUGAGUGCCUGGACUACUACGGGAUGCUGUCGCUUCACCGUAUGUUCGAGGUGGUGGGCGGGCAACUGACCGAGUGCGAGCUGGAGCUCCUGGCCUUUCUGCUGGAUGAGGCUCCUGGCGCCGCCGGAGGCUUAGCCCGGGCCCGCAGCGGCCUAGAGCUCCUGCUGGAGCUGGAGCGCCGCGGGCAGUGCGACGAGAGCAACCUGCGGCUGCUGGGGCAACUCCUGCGCGUGCUGGCCCGCCACGACCUGCUGCCGCACCUGGCGCGCAAGCGGCGCCGGCCAGUGUCUCCAGAACGCUAUAGCUAUGGCACCUCCAGCUCUUCAAAGAGGACAGAGGGUAGCUGCCGUCGCCGUCGGCAGUCAAGCAGUUCUGCAAAUUCUCAGCAGGGUCAGUGGGAGACAGGCUCCCCCCCAACCAAGCGGCAGCGGCGGAGUCGGGGCCGGCCCAGUGGUGGUGCCAGACGGCGGCGGAGAGGGGCCCCAGCCGCACCCCAGCAGCAGCCAGAGCCCGCCAGACCUUCCUCUGAAGGCAAAGUGACCUGUGACAUCCGGCUCCGGGUUCGAGCAGAGUACUGCGAGCAUGGGCCAGCCUUGGAGCAGGGCGUGGCAUCCCGGCGGCCCCAGGCGCUGGCGCGGCAGCUGGACGUGUUUGGGCAGGCCACCGCAGUGCUGCGCUCAAGGGACCUGGGCUCCGUGGUUUGUGACAUCAAGUUCUCAGAGCUCUCCUAUCUGGACGCCUUCUGGGGCGACUACCUGAGUGGCGCCCUGCUGCAGGCCCUGCGGGGCGUGUUCCUGACUGAGGCCCUGCGAGAGGCUGUGGGCCGGGAGGCUGUUCGCCUGCUGGUCAGUGUGGAUGAGGCUGACUAUGAGGCUGGCCGGCGCCGCCUGUUGCUGAUGGAGGAGGAAGGGGGGCGGCGCCCGACAGAGGCCUCCUGAUCCAGGACUGGCAGGAUUGAUCCCACCUCCAAGUCUCCAGGCCACCUUCUCCUGGGAGGACGACCAUCUCUACCCCUAGAGGACUGUCACUCUAGCAUCUUUGAGGACUGCCACAGGACCAGGACAGCAGGCCCCUUGACAGCCCCUCCCACAGGAUGUGGGCUCUGAGGCCUAAACCAUUUCCAGCUGAGUUUCCUUCCCAGACUCCUCCUACCCCCAGGUGUGCCCCCUUAGCCUCUGGAGGCGGGGGCUGGGCCUGUAUCUCAGAAGGGAGGGGCACAGCUACACACUCACCAAAGGCCCCCCUGCACAUUGCAUCUCUGAUCUUGGGCUGUCUGCACUCUCACAGGUGCACACACUCACUCAUGCUCACACUGCCCCUGCUGAGAUCUUCCCUGGGCCUCUGCCCUGGCCUGCUUCCCAGCACACACUUCUUUGGCCUAAGGGCUUCUCUCUCAGGACCUCUAAUUUGACCACACCCAACCUGGGCUUCAGCCACAUCAGUGGGCACUGGAGCUGGGGUGCACAUGGGGCCUGCUCACCUUGCCCACACAUCUUCAGCCAGCCAGGGCCCUGCCCAGCUUCAAUUUACAGACCUGACUCUCCUCACCUUCCCCCCUGCUGUCCAGAGCUGAACAUAGACUUGCACUUGGAUGUCACCUGGAGUGUCACAUGGGAGUGUUAUGGCAGCAUCAUACCAAGGCCUACUGUUGCACAUGGGGCCAAAACCAGUAAACAGCCACCUUCUUGGAAAGGGAAUGCAUAGGCUUUGGGGGUGAUGGAAAAGACCUUUUACAAAUGAUACCAAUUAAACUGCCCUGGGAAGGGCAUAGGUGGGCA